AUGGACAUUGUGAGGGCUCCAUGUUCAGCAUACAGCAGCUAUAACACAGCACGGGCUCCACCAUGGUGCAGUCAAGACGCGGUUGAAGUACUUCCAGACUACAUGAAGGACUUCUACCUGUUUUUAUUGAAGACAUUUGAUUCUUGUGAGGAUGAGCUAGGACCAAACAAAAGAUAUCGGUUAAAGAUAUUGGUCCGAGGAUACUCUCAGGAGAUAGAAUGGCGUGAUGAACAUUACGUUCCUGAAACAAUUGAUAAACAUCUUGAAAUUUCAAGAGUGACUGUUGGAGCUUUUCAAUUGGCAUGUUCUUCAUUUGUUGGGAUGGGUGACAUCAUAACAAAGGGAGUUCUCGAUUGGCUUUUGACAUAUCCAGAACUUCUCAAGUGUUUCACAACGUUUGUACGACUAUCCAAUGAUAUUACAUCAACAGAGCAUAGCACAACGAUGCAUGGUGCAUGUGAGAAGAUAAAGGAUUUAAUUGAAGAUUCAUGGAAGGAUAUGAUGCAACUCUACCUUACACCAACAGAACAGCCAAAGGUUGUGGCACAGACAAUUGUUGACUUUGCAAGGACGGGGGAUUACAUGUACAAGAAAACUGAUGCAUUCACUUUUUCCCAUACAAUCAAAGAUAUGAUAGCAUUACUGUAUGUGGAGCCAAUAUUGUUCUAA
Messenger RNA from Miscanthus lutarioriparius, 669 nucleotides. Lineage: Eukaryota; Viridiplantae; Streptophyta; Magnoliopsida; Poales; Poaceae. The record is from the annotation of a GenBank genome assembly.